Molecule: messenger RNA, 2620 nt
Organism: Bombyx mori (domestic silkworm)
Lineage: Eukaryota; Metazoa; Arthropoda; Insecta; Lepidoptera; Bombycidae
Exons: 2
Coding region: 85-2340 (751 amino acids)
Source: RefSeq, a predicted model, not a curated record
ACGCAAACGCGAACGUGCGAACACGGACGCUUCUCAAGAACAGUGACAUUUUCCAAAAAAGUGCUUGAAUACAACUGUAAAAGGAUGAAUCGUAGUGCGCAAAUUUUGAAAAUGGUGUUCUCUGAAGACCAAGAGAAUCCAGUUGUUUAUAAUAAGCCCAUUUUCAGUCCUUUAGAUACUGUUCGCAGUCUUGUAAAAAGCGAUGUUAAUAAUAUAUCAAAUUUAAAUAGCCACAGUUAUGUUUCGGAUUCACAAAUUGUGCCAUAUUUUAUGAAGAAUGAUCUACCUGGACCAAAUAAUGUUGAUAUGGAACCUACAGUAAAUUAUUCAGAAUCAGUAUCAAGUAACCAAAUACAACUUUCUGACCUUCAACGUCCACGAUUGAAUAAAGUAGUUCCAGAAUCUAAUUGUUCUUCAGAAUACAAUGAUGAUAAUUCUAAAUCUGAAUAUUCUAAUAGUCAAAAUGACUUUUCAUCUGAUGAUGUCGAUAAUGACCCCGAUUUUUUAUAUAAAGAUCUUGAAUUAUCUUCUACAUCUGAAGAUGAAAGCAUCACAAUGAGUAAUCGGCGAGAAAAAAUAAUUGAAAUUGAACAAGAAAAGAAAAAAGGAAGAAAACGGAGAGCUGUACCCAAAGAAUGGAAAAAAAAUAAAGCAAAACUAUUAAGGAACUCUGGAAAAGCGUAUUUAUCGUCAUCUAAAUCAAAAAAGCUAAUGAAAGAAAGGGAAUUAAAACCAACUUGUAAUGAUAAGUGUAAACUGAAAUGUUUUAAUAAGAUAAGCGAGGAAAAGCGUCAAAUUAUUUUUUCGAACUACUGGAAGAUGGCAGACUUAGAAAAACAACGUCAGUUCAUUAAUAAAUAUGUAAAAGCAAUUAAACCUAAAUAUCGCUAUAUUCGUGAAGGAAGUACUAGAAAAGAUUAUAAUCACGCAUUUUAUUUUGAAGUAGACAAAGAAGAUAUCCGGGUUUGCAAAACAUUUUUCAAAAAUACAUUAGGCAUAUCAGAGAGACCAAUAAGAACGGUGAUUUAUAUGCAAAACUCUGUAGUUGGAGGUUUUCUAGCAGGUGAUAACCGAGGGAGACAUGGAAACCACAAUAAACUUGACAGCACAGUUAUUGAAAGGAUUAAAGAACACAUCAAUUCCAUUCCUAGAAUCGAGAGUCAUUACUGUCGGGCUACUACAAGUCGAGAAUAUAUUGAAGGAGGGCUUUCCAUUGCGCAAUUGCAUAGAGACUAUGUUGAAAAAUGCCGAGCAGAAAGUCGAUCGUAUGCUGACUAUCAAAUAUAUUAUAAUAUAUUUAGCAAAGAAUAUAAUAUUUCGUUCUGGUCUCCAAAAAAGGACCAAUGUGAAGAUUGUGCAGCUUAUGAUAAUGCAGAAGAUAAACAGCCAUUAGAGGACAAGUAUUUUUCUCACCUAGAAGAAAAAGACUUAGUCAGGAAAGAAAAAGAACUGGAUAAAAAAAAUACAAAUAAUAAAUGUAUAGCUGCCACCUACGAUUUGCAAGCCGUAAUGCCAUGUCCUAGAGGUGACAUCUCCAAUUUCUAUUACAUUUCUAAACUGAACGUACUCAACUUUACCAUUUACGAGCUUGGCUCCAAAGAUGUGAAUUGCUACGUCUGGCACGAAGGUGAGGGAUUAAGAGGGGUAAAUGAAAUAGGCUCCUGCGUUUUAAAUUAUUUAAGAAGGCUCCAGGAGCAAAGUAAAGAAGACUUUCAAGUUAUAUUUUACAGUGACAAUUGUUGUGGACAACAAAAGAAUAAAUUUAUGAUUGCAAUGUAUAUAUACGCUGUAACUAAUUUAAAAAAUUUGACGUCAAUCACUCACAAAUUUUUAAUAAAAGGCCACACCCAAAAUGAGGGAGAUUCUGCUCAUUCUACUAUUGAGCGCAAUAUUUCCAGAUCUCUGAAAUCAGCUCCUAUUUAUGUACCAGAACAAUACAUAACAUUGAUUAGAACCGCAAAAAAAAAGGGGAAUCCCUAUAAAGUCCAUGAACUAAACCACGAAAAUUUCUUUGACAUUAAAAAGAUUGCGGAUGGCAUAGGACCAAAUUAUACAACAAAUGAAGAUAGAGAAAAGGUAAAGAUGGGUGAUAUUAAAGUUAUUAAAGUGGAGAAAAGGUACAAAGACCGAUUUUUUUACAAGUUAUCUUAUAAAGAAAAUGAUUUUAAAACUGUUGUCAUCAAAACUCGAACAACCAAGAAAAAUACAGAGUUCACAGAAUUAGAACGUCUUUAUUCCUCAAAAUUAGGCGUUUCUAAUAAUAAAAAAGCAGCCAUACUUACACUAAUAGAUAAAAAUAUUAUUCCUAGGUUUUAUAAAAGCUUUUAUGAAAAUCUAUAGAUAUCUAAAUAAUAUCUUAUUUCUAAGAUUGUAUAGAUAAGCUUAAGUAUUUGGGUUUUGGAAUCCAUGAGAUAUUGUUUAAUGUUACUGGAAUUUCAAUGUUUGUGUUUUUUAAUACUUUGGAUAAGUUUGAUUCUAUAAAAUAUGCUUUAUUUGAUUUUUGAGACUGAUAAUAUAAUUUAGUCCUAUACUAACUAAACAAGCAUUCAUAUUGAAAUGUGAUUAAGAUUAUUAGAUUUAGAGUAUUAUAUAUAAUAAUAAAAUCUUAAUUUAAAUCAAA